AUGUCGGCUAUUCACGAUUUUCGCCCAGUGCGCACAACCCUGAACUUUAUCAAGGUGAAGGGAGAUGGCUCGGAUGAUCUCGUGUCGUACAUGGACAAGCCCGAGACGCAGGUGAAGCCUUUCGACACCAGGAAGGUGACGGUCCACGAUGUCAGCGGUCGUGAAGAGCACUUCACACUGGAGCGGCAUGGCUUCCAGUGGUUCCAUCACGCUUCGUCGUUCAAGGACUUUGACGACGAGCGCUUGAUCAAGGAGGUUUACUAUCCAGAAACAGAGGAGCUGUUGCGCGAUUUACUAGGUGUGAAGCGGGUGAUUGCGGCGAACCAUAUGGUCCGGCGUGGUGACCGUGUCGAUCAUCCGGCAAAGCCCUGUCACAAGGUACACUUCGACUCUUCCAUAUCAUACGCCCACCAGCUCCUUCACGACUUCUUCCCAGGCGAGGCCGACGAGCUCAUGAAACACCGCGUCGUCAUGGUCAACGCCUGGAGGCCUCUGGCGCCCGUCUUGCGGGAUCCUCUAUGCAUCGGCGAGGCCCACAGCGUGCCCCCCGAGGACGAGGUCACGAUCAGCAUCCGCCACAGCACGGACGAGACCAUCCCCAAGAUGGAGACCAACGAGGUCCGGUACGGCGAGGGGCACAAGUGGUUCUACAAAUCGGGCAUGACGCCCGACGACGUCCUGGUCUUCAAGACCUUUGACAGCAAGACAGACGGCAGGGCUAGACGGGUGGCGCACUCUGCUUUUCAAGAGACUCCCUCGGCCGCUGAUGGGUUGCCCGGAAGACAAAGCAUUGAGCUGCGGGCGUUUGUAUUUUACGAAAACGAGACGUGGGACUGA
Molecule: messenger RNA, 837 nt
Organism: Colletotrichum higginsianum IMI 349063
Lineage: Eukaryota; Fungi; Ascomycota; Sordariomycetes; Glomerellales; Glomerellaceae
Product: Catalyzes late reaction in the cephamycin biosynthetic pathway
Exons: 2
Coding region: 1-837 (278 amino acids)
Molecular function (GO): oxidoreductase activity
Source: RefSeq, a predicted model, not a curated record